AAGGACAAGUCAGAGCAGAACCCGUGAUCCGCACAGCGCUCGGAAGGAUUUCCCCUACAAAACCCACAGCAGGAAAAGAUACCCUUUUUAUUUGUUCUAAGGCGAAGCAAUGGCGCCUUUCUCUAUGCCAUGGUUUCGUCUCGUUCAAAACCUUCAUAUUCUGCUCUUCCUCCUCUUUUAUUCGGUUCGCUUCUCUCAUGCCGAUGCAGUGAUCUUAAAAUCGAGUUUAUCAGUGGUAUUAGAAAGGCAGGCUGAUAAUCAUGGAAUUCUUCCAUGGAGUUUCAUAGCUGAGGAGGAUUCAAUACUUCACCCAACUAAUAGCCUUUCAAUGGACAAUACCUCUUUUAAAUUAGCUUUGGACAGAACAAAGAGGAAAGACCCCACUAAAUUGUACACCUACUAUACAGGUGGUUGGAAUAUAAGUGAUGAGCAUUACUGGGCUUCUGCGGCUUCUAGUGCAAUUCCACUAUUUGCAUUUGCCCUUGCAUGGUUCAUUGGCUUUGGAGUAGCCUUACUAUUCAUCUGCUGCUGCUCUUGCUGCUGUAGACAGAGAAGAUACUCAUAUUCUCGCCAUUUCUUUGCUCUCUCUCUCCUUUUGCUUAUUGUAUUCACAUGCACAGCAAUUAUUGGAGGCAUUGUAUUGUAUAAUAUUCAAGGGAAGUUCCACAAUAGUACUAUAAAUAUGUUGGAUUAUGUUAAGGUCCAGUCAAAUUUUAUAGUGAACAACCUUCAGAAUUUCUCAAGAAAUAUGGGUGGCGCUAAGAGCAUUAAUGUGAACCAGGUUUUCCUUUCUGCUGAUCUUCAGACUAAAAUUGGUGAUACAGUGAAACUAGCUACCAUAUCAGCAGAUGAGCUUUCUUCCCGGUCAUCGACGAAUUUGAGGAACAUUGAUGACUUUCUGAAAUCUGUGAGAAUAGACUUGGUCAUAGGAUCAGCUGUCAUGCUUCUUUUGGUAUUUCUUGGAUUUUUAUUUUCCAUUCUAGGAAUGCAAUUCCUUGUGUACUGUUUGGUUCUAAUUGGAUGGAUUGUCAUUGCCGGUGCGUUCAUAUUGUGUGGUGUUGUUCUUCUUUUACACAAUGUGGUGGGUGACACUUGCGUUGCAAUGGAUGAAUGGAUUCUCAAACCUCAAGAAGCAACAGCCCUUGAUGAUAUUCUUCCCUGCAUUAAUGCGGCAACUGCAAAAGAAUCUCUCAUGAGGAGCAAGGAAGUCACUUUUGAGCUGGUCAAAGUUGUGAAUGAUGUCAUAACCAAUGUCCCCAAUGAAAAUUUCCGUUCUCCCGUUGUGCCUUCUCGUUCCAACUCCAACCUAACCGGUCCUUUGAUGCCAACUCUCUGCAAUCCUUUUGAGUCAGAUUUGAGAGACCGCAAGUGCAAAUUUGGUGAAGUUAGCUUUGAAGAUGCACCUCAAGUGUGGAAAACAUACUUAUGCAAAACCAAUGUCAUCUCUGGCAAGGAGGUAUGCAUCACUCCAAGCAUCUAUAGCCAGCUGAUAGUGGCCACCACCAUGAGCCAGAGCUUAUACCUGUUUAGUCCUUUCCUCAUAAUGGUGGCAAAUUGCAGCUUUGGAAAAGAGACCUUCAGUUUGAUAGAAACUGACUACUGUCCUGGAUUUGUGAGGUAUAGCAAGGGGAUGUACCGUUGCCUCACUCUCUUCUCUGCUGCCAUGAUUCUCUGCCUCAUCUUCUGGAUGGUCCAUGUUAGAGAAAGGAGGCGCCUUCAGUAUGCGAAGCAGUUCAUUGUUAUGGAAGGCCAACCAGGACUGGUUGAGGAGAAUAAAUUGUAGGAGAGAAAUGUAAUUUGAGUUUCACAUUGUUUGAUGAAGAUUUAUUGUAUGUAAGAAAUACUUCAAAACUUGUGGUUAUAAACAGCUUUAGUUAAGUGUUUGGUUUACCAAAAUCCCAUCUGUGUUGAUUCAUGUGAAGUGGGAAUUUUUGCCAACAAUAUUGUGGGGUUUGGAACAUUAUGUGGUGAACAGUUAAUCCUGAUUGCAUGAAAUCAUGAGUUGAUUUAA
Molecule: messenger RNA, 2011 nt
Organism: Phalaenopsis equestris
Lineage: Eukaryota; Viridiplantae; Streptophyta; Magnoliopsida; Asparagales; Orchidaceae
Exons: 9
Coding region: 110-1783 (557 amino acids)
Cellular component (GO): plasmodesma; plasma membrane
Source: RefSeq, a predicted model, not a curated record